UUUUUUUAUUAUUAUUAUACCAUACAACUCACACCAUUUGACCAUUCAAUAAAAGAAAAAAAUAAAAAAUAAAAAGUAAAACACGCAAGAAGCAAAACAAAACCACACAACACCAACCAAAAGACGCUUACUUGAAAAGAAACGAUGCACAAGAAGCCCAUUGCGUUUCACCAUACAACAAGGCUGCCUCGAUUAGUCGUAUUUGAUUUAGAUGGCACUCUUCUCAAUCGUCAACAUUCCAUCACCCGUCGUUCCAUCAACGCACUUUCCCUUCUUCAACAGGCCAAAGCCGGUCCUGCUCUUCAAUCCUCUCCCAUUACUGACAAUCAAAGCGAUCAACAGAUCAAUGGCCAGGGUGACAUCAUCAACAAUGGUGGCAGUAGUAACAGCCAUGACAACAGCAACAAUGUCCAGAUCAUGCUCGCCUCCGGACGAUCUCCACGAUCGGUCCAAUUAGUGAUCGAUCUCUUUGAAGGAAUCGUAAUUCCCGAUGCGGUGAUCUGUUGCAAUGGUGCUCUCAAUUAUAACCCCCGCACUAAAGUCAUCACUCAUCCUCAGUUCAUCCCCCUGGAUCAAGCUACUGUUGUGGUUCAACAACUCCGCUCAGAGAUUUCAACCUACGGAACCCCCAAGAGUCGGAUUCCUCUCAGUAAAAAUCCAAAUGAAAUGGGCCUUGGCGGGGAUUUAAGACCAUUGCCUCCCCUUGAAAACGAUCAAAGCAAUGAGCCGCGAAUGGCUGGAAGACCAGGCUUUGCCUGUGAAGUCAUCUGGUUCUUGGGCAAGGACGAAAAGACUGGAGAGGUCAUCUACGCUCCAGACACAACUUUUGUUUGUGAUCGGACCUGGGAGCUUCAUCGGAAGCAUGCCAUCUAUUACGAGUAUACAGUCUUGCGAGAAUCUAUGGAGACAUUCCUGCAAUCCCUUUUGGUCCCCUCUGAAAGUACCGGGAUGCCAAAAGGAGGAAUUGUUAAAUUGAUGGCAUUGGAUCGCAACCGAUCUGCACCAGAUCUCUUUGAAUCUUUGCCCCCUACUUUACGUUCAAUCAACCCGACAACGACGAACACAGAGAGAAUGACAGGCACAGGCACAGGCACAACAGGGGUCGAAUCUGCGGGAAUAGAUGCAGAAGCAGCACUAGCAGGAAAUGUCUCAAACUCAAUUUCAAUUGCAUCACCACAAAUAUCCAUCACAUACUCUGGGAUGUACUUUUUAGAAAUUUCAGCUGCAGGUGUCAACAAGGGACUUGGACUAAUCAACUACUGUAAGUCUCAGGGGAUCGCACACGAUGACGUGGUGGCCUUUGGUGACCUUUUGAAUGAUGCAGAGAUGUUACAGGUCGCAGGGUUGGGACUUUGUAUGGGGAAUGGACAUGCCGACAUGAAGAAGUUGGCAGACCGAGUGAUCGGUUCUAAUGCGGACGAUGGUGUUGCAAAGGAGAUUGAGUCUUGGUUUGCAUAAACAAUACAAUACAAAACAAUAUAUUUACCACAGUACAGCAUUAUUAUUCAUCCAUCAUCCAACAAUAACAACUAAAAUAAAGAAAAUAGACAUGAUAGAAAUAGAAUAGACAAUAACAACAACAACAAUAACAAAAAAUCUUUCCAAUAAAGGGAGAAAUAUGAACAUUCAUUUACAUGUUACAAUUAACCAAUUAACCAUAGACAAAUAAUAGUUUAAAUAAACAUGAGAUAUCUGAACA
Molecule: messenger RNA, 1699 nt
Organism: Lobosporangium transversale
Lineage: Eukaryota; Fungi; Mortierellomycota; Mortierellomycetes; Mortierellales; Mortierellaceae
Exons: 1
Coding region: 145-1458 (437 amino acids)
Cellular component (GO): cytosol
Molecular function (GO): phosphatase activity; magnesium ion binding
Source: RefSeq, a predicted model, not a curated record